AUGAGCAACCUCCAGGACAACACCUUCCUUUUCACCUCAGAGUCCGUUGGCGAGGGCCACCCGGACAAGAUCUGCGAUCAGAUUUCCGACGCCAUCCUUGACGCAUGCCUGGAGCAGGACCCGUACUCCAAGGUUGCGUGCGAGACUGCGGCCAAGACCGGCAUGAUCAUGGUGUUUGGCGAGAUCACAACCAAGGCACAGCUGGACUACCAGAAGAUCAUCCGCAACACCAUCAAGGAGAUCGGGUACGACAGCUCGGACAAGGGCUUCGACUACAAGACCUGCAAUGUGCUGGUGGCCAUCGAGCAGCAGUCGCCGGACAUCUACCAGGGCCUGGUGCAGAACGGCGACGCGCUGGAGAACGUCGGUGCUGGCGACCAGGGUAUCAUGUUCGGCUAUGCCUCGGACGAGACGCCCGAGUACAUGCCGAUCACGCUGGUGCUCUCGCACAAGCUCAACCAGCGCAUGGCGGACCUGCGCCGCUCGGGCGAGCUCUCGUGGCUGCGUCCGGACUCCAAGACCCAGGUCACCAUUGAGUACCGCAAGGACGGCGGCGCCCUGGUGCCUGUGCGCGUGGACACUGUUGUGGUCUCGGUGCAGCAUGCGCCCGAGGUCGACAACGAGACUCUGCGUCGCGAGCUGCGCGAGAAGGUCAUCAACGCUGUGAUUCCGGCGCACCUGCUGGACGACCGCACCAUCUACCACCUGCAGCCCUCGGGCCGGUUCAUCAUCGGCGGUCCCCAGGGUGACGCCGGUCUCACUGGCCGCAAGAUCAUCGUCGACACCUACGGUGGCGGCCACCACGGCGGAGGCUGCUUCUCGGGCAAGGACUACACCAAGGUUGACCGCUCGGCUGCCUAUGCUGCCCGCUGGGUUGCCAAGUCGCUGGUUGUGGCCAAGCUGGCCCGGCGCGUCACUCCCCUGUCCAUCUACGUCGACACAUACGGCACCAGCGAGAAGAGCGAUGCCGAGAUCGAGCUCGACCUGUUCCAGCCCAUCUACCGCAAGACCGCGUGCUACGGCCACUUUGGUCGCGACCAGUUCACCUGGGAGAAGGCCAAGGUCCUGAAGUUCUAA
Linderina pennispora is the source of this 1077-nucleotide messenger RNA. RefSeq names its product S-adenosylmethionine synthase. NCBI's taxonomy places the organism in Eukaryota, Fungi, Kickxellomycota, Kickxellomycetes, Kickxellales, Kickxellaceae. Gene Ontology annotation, molecular function: ATP binding; methionine adenosyltransferase activity. Gene Ontology annotation, cellular component: cytosol. Gene Ontology annotation, biological process: S-adenosylmethionine biosynthetic process. The transcript has 3 exons. The record is from RefSeq and is a predicted model, not a curated record. Bases 1 to 1077 code for a protein of 358 amino acids.